AUGCGCUGCGACGUAAAGCUCGAGUUCCCGGUGCGCGACGUCGCCGAGGUACGGGUCUACCGGAGCGACUGCGCGCUGCUCGUCCGGCUGUCGGCCUCGCCCCUGGUGCAUUACCGCACGGCAGACGGCGAUGACAUCCAUACUCCGGUGCCGGUCGACUUCGACCUGCCGGACGACGACGACCCAUGGAUACGGACCGGUGACUUCACGCGGAGCGGCGCUAUCGGGCGGUGCUGGGUGUACAGGAUCAAGAUCUCGCCACGUCGAUUAAUGAAGAUGGACCGCGCACUGGCGUACUUGGAGCAGCAGGGGGUAGCGAUCAUGGAGUGCGGUUCAUGCUACUCAGGGUUGCCCCUCACCGUACGCGCCGAGCAUCCAGACUUCUUCUGCUGUGUACAGGAGGCAGAGGGGCUCACGUUCCCGGUGUUGUUCCUGGUGAAUGUAUUGGUGCACAAGGGGAUCAUCAACCAGCACCAGCUCACGCCGGAGUUCCUCGGCUUGUUGAGGGGAAGCAGAGACGAUGAUGACAAUGUGGCCGCUUUGAAGGAUUUCUGGGGGGACAAGCUGCCAGUGUUUGACGCAUGCCGGAGGCUAACCAAAGCCCUAGACAGAGUUAGCCCUAAGCUUCUCGGGCGUGGCAUGGAUGCGUGUCACAAUCACACUGUGGGGGUUCGGCGGCUGGUGAUCACGCCCACCAGGGCCUACUGCUUACCACCAGAAGAAGAGCUUUCAAACCGAUUGCUACGGCAUUACCACCAUGUGGCGGACAGGUUCUUGAGAGUUACGUUCAUGGACGAGGCGAUGGAGCCGCUCAACAACAACUCACUCAACUUUUACGCCGCGCCGAUCCUCCGGGAGUUGAUGUCGGACUCAUUCAAGGAGAAGACCACGGUGCAAAUGCGGGUCAGGACGGUCAUGACAAAAGGUUUCCAAAUGUGUGGGAGAAAGUACUCCCUGCUCGCCUUCUCGCCGAACCAGCUGAGGGAUAGAUCAGCGUGGUUCUUCGCCGAGGACGGUAACACUACGGUGGAGAGCAUCAGGGGGUGGAUGGGAAGGUUCACUUGCAGAAACGUAGCCAAGCAUGCCGCUCGGAUGGGGCAGUGCUUCUCAUCCUCCUAUGCCACCGUCACCGUUCAGCCGCAUGAGGUGAACGAGAAUCUUGCCGACGUUGAGCGCAAUGGCUACACUUUCUCAGACGGAAUCGGCAAGAUUGUGCCAGACCUUGCAAUGGAGGUCGCCCAGAGGCUGCAGCUCACGGCCGACCCUCCACCAUCUGCUUACCAGAUCAGGUUUGGUGGCUACAAGGGCGUGAUAGCAGUGUGGCAGGGAGAUAGUGAUGACGGGAUACGCUUGUCCUUGAGGCCGAGCAUGAAGAAGUUCGACUCUCAUCAUAACGUUAUAGAGGUGCUUGCCUGGACAAGGUUCCAGCCAGGGUUCCUUAACCGCCAAAUAAUUGUGCUGCUCUCGUCAAUGGGCGUCUCGGAUGCCGUCUUUUGGCGAAUGCAGAAGAGCAUGGUGGGAAAUCUUGAAAAGAUCUUCACUGACAGUGAGGUAGCCUUGGAGACAAUAACGAGGUCAUGUAGUCCUGAGAAUGCAAACAAGGCGGCGCGGAUGCUAAGCGCCGGGUUUAGUCCCAGAACUGAGCCACACUUGAGGGCCAUGCUAUCCGCGAUCAGAUCUGCACAGCUUCAUGAUCUUCGGGAGAAAUCGAGGAUCUUCGUGCCAAAAGGAAGGUGGUUGAUUGGCUGCCUCGAUGAGCUUGGGAUCCUCAAAUAUGGACAGUGCUUCAUCCGUGCCUCGGCUCCGUGGCUUGAUCCAUGUUUUGUCAAGCAUGGUCCAAAGAUCAUCGUUGGCACUGUAGUAGUUGCAAAGAAUCCAUGCUAUCAUCCAGGAGAUGUCCGGAUACUGGAAGCAGUCGAUGUGCCUGAGCUGCGCCACCUGGUUGAUUGUUUGGUCUUUCCGCAAAAUGGUGAGAGGCCACAUCCGGAUGAAGCAUCAGGGAGUGAUCUUGAUGGCGAUAUCUACUUCGUCACAUGGGAUGAACAACUUAUACCUCCACGCAAACAGAGCUGGAAACCAAUGGACUAUUCCCCACCUAAAGUGAAAUUGCUCCGACGUGAAGUAACUCAAAAUGAUACCGUUGAUUUCUUCUUGGAGAACAUGGUGAGUGACAAUCUUGGUAUGAUCUCCAAUGCUCAUGUUGUUCAUGCUGAUCUCAGUGAACAUGGAGCAAUGGAUGAGAAGUGCAUCUUCUUAGCUCAACUAGCAGCAACUGCUGUAGACUUCCCCAAGACAGGGAAAUUUGUCGCGAUGCCAUGUCAUCUUAGGCCAAAAAUUUACCCAGACUUUCUACUGAAGGAAGAUUCGAAAUCAUAUAAAUCUGAGAAGAUUCUUGGAAGACUUUAUCGGUCAAUCCAAGAAGCCUCCGGUGCCGAUUGGGUUUCUCACGAAGCUUGGACCCUACACGAUCUGCCUUAUGACACUUGUCUAGAAGUUACCGGGGCAUCAGAUUUCCUUGUGAGUGCAUGGCAGUGCAAAUGCUUAUAUGAUAGGCAGCUGAACGCACUGCUAAAUCAAUACGGGGUCCGCACCGAAGCUGAACUUGUGACAGGGCACAUCUGGUCCAUUCCCAGGAACAACUGCAGAAAGCUAGUGGAUGUAAAGGACAGGCUCAAGAAUGCGUACAAUGCGUUGCAGAAGGAGUAUUGGUCUGUCUUCCAAAGACUCGCAUCAUAUGAGGCUGAGAAUUUCAAUGACGAUGAGAAGGAUUGGCUGUAUGAAAUGAAGGCCUCUGCGUGGUACCAGGUAACCUAUCACCCCAAAUGGACUGAGAAGUCGAGGGCCUUACUGGAUCCAGAUGAUGAAGAAAGAAUGCCGGUGAGGCUUAGCUUUGCAUGGAUCGCGGUGGAUUACUUGGCGCGCAUAAAGAUAAGGUGCCAUGGAGGAAUGGAAGUUGGAGGACGAAGGCCAGCUGGAAGGCUGGCGGCGUAAAUUUCUAAGAGAAUAUGAGGACCGACCUUGAUGCAAGAUUGCAGCAAGACCACUCUGCCAUUUUAUCUUUACGGCUCCAUUUGAAGUAUGCCUAGCAUUGCCCAGUUUGUCACCAUUCUGGGUCAAUUAUGUUGUUUUGAUGCUGAACUUAUUAGUCCAAGAAUGUUUGUACCUACCAACAUUCUCUUGUUUCUGCCGUAUAUAUCGAUGUUUGGCUUGUGAUGGCUGGCUGUUUCUGUGUGAAGUGCAGCGUGUGAAAUUAAUUAGUGUAUCCAUAUAUGUAAGACUGCCUGAAUCUGCGCGAUGUAUACUUGAGAGAACAGUAAA
Hordeum vulgare subsp. vulgare (domesticated barley) is the source of this 3318-nucleotide messenger RNA. Its product is annotated as probable RNA-dependent RNA polymerase SHL2. Gene Ontology annotation, biological process: siRNA processing. NCBI's taxonomy places the organism in Eukaryota, Viridiplantae, Streptophyta, Magnoliopsida, Poales, Poaceae. Gene Ontology annotation, cellular component: nuclear RNA-directed RNA polymerase complex. The transcript has 3 exons. The record is from RefSeq and is a predicted model, not a curated record. Gene Ontology annotation, molecular function: RNA-directed RNA polymerase activity. Bases 1 to 2991 code for a protein of 996 amino acids.